AUGGCCUCGGCAGCGCUCCAGCUCUUUGCUUUCGGCCUGGCCUUAUCAGGGGUGUCUGGGGUGCUCACGGCCACCCUGCUGCCCAACUGGCUGGUGCACGUGGACAGGGGCUCGGGCAUCAUCACAGCCCUAGUGCAGUUGCAGGGGCUCUGGCUGGACUGCACGUGGUACAGCACAGGGGUGCUCAGCUGUAGCAGCAAGGACUCCGUUCUGUCCCUCCCCGGCCAUGUGCAGGCUGCCCGGGCCGCCAUGGUGCUGGCCUGCAUCCUGUCCGCCUUGGGGGCCUGCACGUCCACAGUCGGGAUGACAUGCACUCGUCUAGGAGGGGACAGAAAGACCAAAAGGCAUGCUGCUCUGGUAGCUAGUGUCUGCCUCCAGGUGGCAGGGGUCUCUGGUCUGAUCCCCACGGUAUGGUACACCAAGGAGAUCAUCGCCAACUUUGUGGACCUGGCGGUGCCUGAGAGCAACAAGCAAGAGCCUGGGGGAGCCGUCUACGUGGGAUUCAUUUCGGCUGUGCUGCUGUUGGUCUCCGGUGUGAUUUUCUGCACUUCCUACGUACAAGAGAGGCCACAAGCUUGGCUCCACCAGCCCAGGUGGCAGAACACUAUGUCGGCCACCCAGCUGGAGACAAACUCAGCAUACCACCUGAAGGACUAUGUGUAA
Messenger RNA from Chrysochloris asiatica (Cape golden mole), 663 nucleotides. It is a transcript of the gene CLDN20, whose product is annotated as claudin 20. NCBI's taxonomy places the organism in Eukaryota, Metazoa, Chordata, Mammalia, Afrosoricida, Chrysochloridae. Gene Ontology annotation, biological process: bicellular tight junction assembly; cell adhesion. Gene Ontology annotation, cellular component: bicellular tight junction; plasma membrane. The record is from RefSeq and is a predicted model, not a curated record. The transcript has a single exon. Gene Ontology annotation, molecular function: structural molecule activity. The coding region runs from base 1 to 663 and encodes 220 amino acids.